GGACUUUCAGCUGCUAGUCCUUUCGAGCACAGAGAGGAUGGAGCUGCAGUUGCUGCUGGUUGUGUUGGUUUUGCUGCCGUCCUGCGGUGGACAUUUUCUGGAGCACUGCCAUGGGCAGCCCUGUCCUGACUACUACGUCCUGGAGGCCAACGAGGACUUUGAGGUGCGACAGUACCCCCCCACUGACUGGAUCUCCACAAUAGUGGAAGGCCCAGAUUUAUCUGCCUUUAUGGCUGCAAGGUCCAGGCUGGUGGAUUUUUGUGGGAAGCUUCCAGGGAGCGAUCAGGUAUGUCAGGACACCUGGCCUGCCAUCUUCACCAUUUCUGAGAUGACAGACGGGCAGAAAGUGACCUUGUCCUGGUUUAUUCCUCCUGGAACAAAUAUUGAGAUGUCGGACUCGUCUGUCACGGUAGAGCACAGACCCCCAGCUAUCGUCUUUGCAAGCUCCUUCAGUGGUUUUCCGGCUGUUGGAAAUUCCCAGGAACAUAUGGACGUCCUCCGGAAAUCUCUAACCAAAGCUGGGAAAAUCUUCAAUCCACAUAAGUACAUCGGAGCAAGUUAUGAUGGUUUUUUAGCUCUGAGUCACUACAACGAGGUGUGGAUGUUUGCUGUCUGACGGAAACAUCUUCUGAUUAAGAGUUCGCUUUCAUUUUCUUUCAACCUUCAGAGUCAUUCCUAAAAAGGCUCAAAGCCGAAAAUCAAGAAACCGCAGCCUUUGCCUCUGUUUUUAUCUGUUUCCCGUCUUGAAGCUGCUCUGACAUGAUUGCGUAGCUCUGCAGGAACGGCUUUAUGGAGGAUCUUUGAGUGUGUAUUAACAACAUAAAACUCAAAAAUGAAACUAAAAUGUCAUAAACAGGAAUGUUCAGGUCAAAAGAUAAAAAAGGGUACAAGUGAAGAAUGAUUAGAGGAAUGUCACGCUAAGAUAUAUAUCAAGGAAUGCAGCACAACCAGACAGUCAGAGUCAGAGCGAGAACAUCAAUUCUGAGAAGAGAACUUAUGUUUAGACAACAAAAAGACAGAGCCACAGUGUUGAUGAAGUCAUUGGUCCGUGCACGCUCGUCUUCCUACUGCUUGUCCUUCAUAUGAAAACUGAAGGGAAAAGGCAAGAAAAGGUUCACUCUCCUCACCAAAGCAGCAGAGCAGAAACUUGAUCAGAGUUUGUGUUUGCUGAUGAAAAACAAGAUUUAUUCUUGAGAAUUCAGUUCGAUGAUGAAACCAUCUUUCAAAGCACUGUCAGAUUUUAUUCCGGUAAAAACUCUGAUGAUGUGUUCGCCUAAAGUCACUCACUGUAAAAUGACAAAACAUUCUUCUUUUUUUACUCUUUAAUAAAUUUUCAAUGCUGUUCAAAACAUA
This is a messenger RNA of Oryzias latipes (Japanese medaka), 1353 nucleotides long. RefSeq names its product heme-binding protein 2. The record is from RefSeq and is a predicted model, not a curated record. Gene Ontology annotation, molecular function: heme binding. NCBI's taxonomy places the organism in Eukaryota, Metazoa, Chordata, Actinopteri, Beloniformes, Adrianichthyidae. Gene Ontology annotation, cellular component: cytoplasm.